Messenger RNA from Bufo gargarizans (Asiatic toad), 1062 nucleotides. RefSeq names its product killer cell lectin-like receptor subfamily B member 1C. The coding region runs from base 344 to 1018 and encodes 224 amino acids. The transcript has 7 exons. The record is from RefSeq and is a predicted model, not a curated record. NCBI's taxonomy places the organism in Eukaryota, Metazoa, Chordata, Amphibia, Anura, Bufonidae.
UAUUGGUUUUUGUUCCCACCUGAGGCUAAUCAGGAUCUAUAGAAGCUGGUGAGGAGCACACGAGGAGGAGGCACUUACUUCUCCCCAUGACUGUAUAUGGAGGCACAGAGAUCAGAAGUGGAAACAACUUGUGGUCUCCUCUGUGCACUGACUGCUCUGUACAGACGGCUGAUAACUACUGACCGCCGUGUGGGUUGGACGGAUGUGGGUGACAAAAUGUUUUUCACAAGACACAGAAAGGUCAUCAUCCUGAGAGAAGACACCACACAUCUUAUACUGAAGUGUCUGUAAGACCUGACACCAUUCUACAGCAUCUUAAGAAUCCCUGUGAGCGGCUAUAGACAUGAAGACUCCCGAUAACACCAAGAUCUGGACGCCUUCCUGGAAAUUCCUGAUUAUUACUGUCCUCCUAGGAGCCAAUAUUGUUCUCUUCCGUAUUAUCGAAGCACUUGUUUAUAAUCGGGAACUCUCUGAAGCUAAACACUCUGAAAUUCUGCAUGAGCUCUGUAUGAACAGCAGUGACGUGCCCAGAGUUUGUCAGCGCCUUUAUAACCACCAUCCAACAAAACAAAGUAAUACUGAAUAUAAAGAACUACGUCAGGAGCUCUGUGUGUACAACGCUGACAGUGCUUCAGGUUGUCUUCUGUGUCCUAAUGGUUGGAUUCUACAUGGAGACGACUGUUAUUACUACUCAGAUGUAACAGACAGAACAUGGGACCAGAGCCGAGAUCAGUGUGAGAAGAUGGGAGCUGAUCUACUGGUCAUAAAGAACCAGGAACAGCAGGAGUUUAUACAGAGACAUCUCAGACAGCGGAGAGAGGACACAUACUGGAUAGGACUUCACCAUGAUGGAGACGGCUGGAGAUGGGUGGAUGGAGAACAUUAUAACAGCAGCUUGAUCCAGAUAAAGACACAACCAUCAGGACGCUGUGUAUUAAUGACUGAUUCUGACUAUUAUCAGGAGGACUGCAGAUCUACUAACAGAUGGAUCUGUCUAAAGAAAGCCGUGAGGAUCUGACCUUUAUGUAAUGUACAUGAAGCUGAAUAAAGUUAUAAAAACUU